AUGGUCUCGUUUCACAGCACAAUUACCAUUAGGGCAGCUUUCACCCUCACACCAGCCCUUGAGCACGGGGCCUCGCCCACAGCAGACACCUCCCUCCGGGGGAUCGUGGCCGGCCGGGAGAGCAGACGGGGCCACGGCGGAGGAAAGAGGCAGGACAGGGCUCGAGGAGGGGCCCGGGGCGAGCGGGGCGGCAGCGUCCUCCGCGACUUGCUCAAGGCGCUGGAGGUACUGGAGCUGCUCUGCGUCAACUUGCUCCUCUCCCCGUGGCGGAAGGAGAUCAGGUCGCUGAAGACAUUCACCGGUAAUUUUGUCUACUAUAUUCAAUCUGUGCUGCCAGAUGACAUUGUGAAAACAGUACUGGAGAAAAUAGGUUACAUUGCAACAACAGCAACAGAGUUUUCACUUGUCAAAAAGAGAAACAAUGAGGAAACAAAGCAGACUGCAUUUGAAAUAUUCCUGGCAAGAAUUGAGUGUGAAACCAUUCUCGAAAUGACAAAUGAGGAAAAACAUGGCAAUUUGGAGAAGACCCUACAGAAGAGAACACAAAUGCACCGGCAUCAUGGAGAUAAGGACAAAGAGGAUCAGACACCCCAGAGAGAAGACGCUGAACAUCUAGAAAAUAAAGAAAACAGUGAGACAUCUUUGUGCCUUGCUACUCAACAGAAGUCUUCAAGUAAUAGCAAUAUAUCCUUUGAAGCUGCUGGGAAUCUGAAGAUCAAAGAUGACACGCCUCAGUUAGCAGUUACUCAAUCCACUAACAGGCUUCAGGAACAGCAAAGGCAAGUCAUUAACACCAUACAUUUUCCGGGCAAAUGCUCAGACAGCGAGGACUUCUUGAUCAAAUAUAGUGACAUUGUCAUAAGACAAACACCUAUUUUCAGUGAGAAUCUUUCUCCAAAAGCUUUUGAAAAAAAGCCAAGAGCCAGUCUAAGUGAAGAAUGUGUUUUGGCAAUCACUACAGAGUCAACUGCAAAUGAGAUAAGGCCUGUGCCACUCUCACCAGGAGCAAGCGGUCCGCCAGCCUUUGCAAUAUUUGCUGACAGCUCUUGUGACAGCAAAAACACUUUGGAGUACAAAGCUCAAGAAGUCCCCGAAGAAUCAAUUGAAGCAGAAAUUAAUGAUGCCAUAAAUUGCAUAGACCCAGACCCAGCAGAUGAACCCAAUGAGCUGAAGUCUCUGCCGUACAAGGACAUUGCAUCUGUCCAAAACUGCAGUGUCCCUAGGGAAGAGGAAGUUUGUGAGCUGUCUUUAACUUUCACAAAACUACAAAUCAAGGACACUCAGGAAGACCUUAUGUAUCCAGUAGAGGAAACUGGCCAACCUGAGUCAGUAUCAUAUGCAAGUACAAGUGACAGGCAUGUAAGAGAAUUUAAUCACUCCAAAAUAAAACAUACAUAUCUGACUAAUGCUCAGAUGCAGAACAGAGCAGCUGCGCAUAUUGAGCCAUCUUCAGAUCUAUGCUAUACUACUGGGAACAUGGAGGAUUCUACUACUGGUUCUGAUAGCAAGAGACUACUAAUGGAUACUCCUAAUGCACAUACAGCUUCUGAGUGCUUCAGGCACAUUAGAGAGCCCCCUAACCUCACCUACAUUCCACCACAAAGUAUUGAUGUUCGGUCUUCACACAUAAGAAGGACCAGCACACAGGGCAGAAGGAACCUAUUGCAGCCUGAACGUGACUCUCCUGAAUCCAGUGAAGUAAAGCUGGAGAACUAUAAUUCAAAAGUAAAUGAAAUCCAGGAGCCUUAUGUCAUUAUUGACAAAACCGACCAAGGAAUGUUAUGCCAUCACACUUGAUUCUACCAGUGCUUUAUUUGUAAUCUGCCUGGUUU
This is a messenger RNA of Aptenodytes forsteri (emperor penguin), 1832 nucleotides long. RefSeq lists its product as uncharacterized. Gene Ontology annotation, cellular component: cytoplasm. Bases 1 to 1797 code for a protein of 598 amino acids. Lineage: Eukaryota; Metazoa; Chordata; Aves; Sphenisciformes; Spheniscidae. The transcript is spliced from 3 exons. The record is from RefSeq and is a predicted model, not a curated record.